AUGGCUUCAAAAUCUCUUCACUAUCAAGGCAAUCACACAUUCUCUAAAACAGAAAAGAAGGAUGAUGCAGAACUUAUACAAGUAAAUUGGUUGGAGGUAACUGGUUGCAUUGACAAUGUUAAUAUAGAGAAGAAAACGUCAUAUGAUAUUGAGUUUACAAUGUCAUUGAUGACUGAUGCAUUUGGUUGGAGCAAUUCACCAGUUUAUCUUAUGGCUAAAUGGGGAGAUAAUACUCAAUGGAGAAAGGUGAAUUUGACUAGUGAUCAGAUUAAUGUUACAAAGAUGAUAUCAAAAAAUAUUACGAUAGCAAAAGGGAAGGGGAACAAUGUUGAUAAGAUUUAUUUUGGAUUGUAUGAAGUCUGGAACAAAAAGUGGAAAGGAGGUCUCAAAAUUCAUUAUGUAAACUUGAUCGAGAUCUAG
Messenger RNA from Solanum dulcamara, 420 nucleotides. RefSeq names its product protein PHLOEM PROTEIN 2-LIKE A9-like. The transcript has 2 exons. The coding region runs from base 1 to 420 and encodes 139 amino acids. Lineage: Eukaryota; Viridiplantae; Streptophyta; Magnoliopsida; Solanales; Solanaceae. The record is from RefSeq and is a predicted model, not a curated record.